AUGGCGCUGAGCAACUCGCUCUUCGCCCAGUGCCUGGGCUACUUCCUGGCCUUCCUCUUCAGCUUCAUCGUGGCCGUGCCCCUGUCGGAGAACAGCAACGACUUCCACGGCCGCUGCCUGCUCUUCACCGAGGGCAUGUGGCUCAACGCCAACCUGACGGCCGAGAAGCAGCGCUUCACCGUGCAGGAGUGGGGGCCCGAGUCCGCCUGCCGCUUCAGCCUCUUCGCCGGCCUCCUCUCCCUCCUCCUCGCCGCCGUCCAGGCCUGGCGGACCCUCUUCCUGCUCUGCAAAGGCCACGAGGACUGUGAAGAGUUACAGGAUAUAGAUCUUGAGCUGAAUUUGGAAAACUCAUCAUUCUACGACCAGUUUGCCAUCACACAGUUUGGCCUCUGGGCAGCCUGGCUGAGUUGGCUCGGAAUUACCAUUUUGGCCUUCCUGAAGGUUUAUCACAAUUACCGACAGGAAGACCUGCUGGACAGCCUGAUUCACGAGAAGGAGUUUUUGCUAGGACGGUCCUCAUCACGAACUUCUUUUCAGGAUGAAAAAAGUGGCAUGAUCUAACAGGUGGAUGAGCCGGUCUGGGCUUUCUUAUUUGGUAGCUCUAGUGGAAGUUCAAGUAUGGAAGCUGUAUUGGAAUGUCUGCAAAGUGGGCUUUAGGAAAGUGGGACUGAGCAUCCGAUGAAGGAGAUAUUUAUUGUCUGUAGACGCAACGCCAUUGAUGUAACCCAUGUGGCUCGUUCACACAUGC
This is a messenger RNA of Gekko japonicus, 748 nucleotides long. RefSeq names its product transmembrane protein 179 (gene TMEM179). The coding region runs from base 1 to 561 and encodes 186 amino acids. The record is from RefSeq and is a predicted model, not a curated record. The transcript is spliced from 3 exons. Lineage: Eukaryota; Metazoa; Chordata; Lepidosauria; Squamata; Gekkonidae.